AUGCCAGCGGCUCUCUCCGAGCGCCGCUACUGUGGCGGUGCCGCAACGCCAGCGGCCCCUCCUGAGCACCGCGACUACGCUGCGAAUAACCUCGCACGAUUGAACACGGCGCUGACGAGCGCCGCCCGCGAGGCAGUCGCCGCGCUGCUAGUGUCGGCGCGCGACCCUAACGUCGUGCUGCGCGCGCUCGACGCGCGCUUCGGGCGCCCAGAGAUCGUGGUGGCGCACGAGGUGGCUGCGCCGUCCAACCAAUGGCAACAGUUUGCCACCCCCACCCCGCGCUCUGUGCGCGACUCUGUCACGGCACUGACCGCCGCAGACCUACGUCUUGCAGAGGUUCACAUUCUACGCCAGUCGCAGUUGAACACAUUUCCUGAGGAGAUGGCCAGCCUAGAUAGCCAUCCCGCCCAGCUCUUGCCACGCACCAGCCGUUUAUCGAAGCUUUCGGUGACAAUGGGAGACGACGGACUUAUGCGUUUGUCCGGCCGUAUAGGAGCAGCGUCGUGCGUCCGUGACGAAAUGAAAAACCCCAUUGUGCUAGAUGGCAAAGAUCCAGCUGUGCGCCUGCUUGUCGAGCAUCAUCAUUGCAAGGCUGCCCACGGGAACACAGAGACCGUAGUUAACGAGAUGCGACAAGAUUAUCACCUUCUGUCAUUGAGAAGUACCGUCCGCAACAUUGCCUACAACUGUCUAUUUUGCCGAAUAUGCCGGGCUAAGCAGUUUCAACCCGUGACGGGAGAUCUUCCAGAAGCUCGCCUUGGGCAUCACAAACGGCCAUUCUCAUUUACAGGGCUGGAUUACUUCGGCCCAGUACAAGUCUCCGUUGGUCGAAGGCGUGAAAAAAGAUACGUCGCCCUUUACACCUGCCUCGUAGUUCGUGCGGUCCACCUGGAAGUGGUGGACAGUUUGUCAACUGACUCUGCUAUUAUGAGCCUCCGCCGAUUCAUCGCUCGAAGAGGUACCCCAUCAGAGCUGUGGUCAGAUAAUGGGACUGCAUUCGUCGGCGCUAGCCGUGAACUUCGACGUUUAUAUGACGAUGCUACGCCACAGUUCGCUGCUACGCAGAAGAUCAACUGGAGAUUCAUCCCGCCGUCGGCACCUUUCAUGGGUGGAAGCUGGGAAAGGCUGGUGAAGAGCGUGAAGGCAGCACUCAAGGUUACCCUGACCGAACGAGCUCCAACGGAUGAGGUGCUGAGAACCCUGCUGGCUGAGGCGGAGGCCCUGGUAAAUUCUCGGCCGCUCACUCACGUUUCCGUGGACCCUCAAAGCGAAGAGUCCCUGACGCCCAUGCACUUCCUGCUGGGUUCUUCAUCGGGACGUCCAAUACCAACGACAUCAACUGAAACGGAUUUACUGUCGCGAUCUAGCUGGCGUAAGGCCGUCAGAUUAUCGGAGUAUUUUUGGCGCCGUUGGCUAAAGGAAUACCUUCCGACCUUAACACCCAGACGUGGUCGAGGUGAAGUUCCACAGAUGGCAGUUGGUGACCUGGUGCUCAUUGCGGACGGCAAUACUCCCAGAGGUUCCUGGCCCCGUGGGCGCGUAACAGCAGUCUUCCCUGGUCCUGACGGGGUCAUUAGAGUUGCGGAUGUACACACUGCGGGAGGCACUUUGCGGCGGCCCCUGCGGAAGCUGGUGAAGCUCCCUCUUUAAUAAAAAAAGGGGGAAAUGUCGACGACGCACC
Molecule: messenger RNA, 1681 nt
Organism: Leguminivora glycinivorella
Lineage: Eukaryota; Metazoa; Arthropoda; Insecta; Lepidoptera; Tortricidae
Exons: 4
Coding region: 1-1650 (549 amino acids)
Biological process (GO): DNA integration
Molecular function (GO): nucleic acid binding
Source: RefSeq, a predicted model, not a curated record